This is a messenger RNA of Acanthopagrus latus (yellowfin seabream), 3512 nucleotides long. RefSeq names its product solute carrier family 2 member 11a (gene slc2a11a). Gene Ontology annotation, biological process: monosaccharide transmembrane transport. Gene Ontology annotation, molecular function: hexose transmembrane transporter activity. Gene Ontology annotation, cellular component: membrane. The coding region runs from base 270 to 1784 and encodes 504 amino acids. The transcript has 12 exons. NCBI's taxonomy places the organism in Eukaryota, Metazoa, Chordata, Actinopteri, Spariformes, Sparidae. The record is from RefSeq and is a predicted model, not a curated record.
AGUCUGUCUGUCUGAGACCCUGCGGCGGAACAAGUCGCCGCCGUGAAUCAUUGCUGUGGCUCUAUACGAGUCAGACGUCAUCUCACUACUCGGUUACUUGUCGGUUGCAAAACUGCAGCCAAUGAGAGGAGGCCUUACGCAGGCACACGCACGCUUCACGCGCGUCCUCGGUCUCGUGCUGUAUGUAGAGGACCGGUGUUGGGGAGGUGGGCUGACCUGUGGGCUCCUCUGUCGGACUUCAUCACACACAUCAACUUCUUCGAGUAAGAAUGUCGCGUGGUGGUGCACAAAAGCAGAGCAGUCCUCUGACGUUGGUGCUGAUGGUUGCUUCUGCAGCCAUCGGAGGAACUCUUCAGUAUGGGUAUAACCUCGCCAUCAUGAACUCUCCCACAGUUUUCAUUCAAACUUUCAUCAAUGAGACGUUCCUGGAGCGCUGGGACAUCCAGCUGGAGGAUUACCAGGUGACUCUGGUCUGGACAAUCAUUGUCUCCAUCUUCUCGUUGGGGGGCUUAGUAGGGGCCAUUAUCGCAGGACCUAUGACCAUACGCUUCGGGAGAAAGAAGUGCUUGUUGUUGAACAACAUUUUCCUCAUGUCCGGUGCACUCUUAGCUCUGACAAGUAGAGCUGCCAAGUCUUUUGAGAUGAUCAUUAUCUCACGUGUGCUGAUUGGAAUAAAUUCCGGGAUCAGCAUGAAUGUGCAGCCAAUGUAUUUUGGAGAAAGUGCACCGAAGCACUUAAGAGGGGCGAUCUCCUUGUCAUCAGCUGUUUUCACAUCAUUUGGUGUCGUGUUAGGACAGGUGGUUGGACUAAGAGAGAUUUUGGGCAGCGAGCCGUGUUGGCACUAUCUUCUUGCCAGUAAUGCCAUUCCUGGCUUCAUUCAGCUCCUCACCCUGCCAUGGUUCCCAGAGAGCCCCAGAUACCUGCUCAUCGACCGUGGGGACAAGGAGGCUUGUAUUAAAUCUCUGAGGCGGCUGCGGGGCUGUGAGGUCCAGAGCAGCGAGCUGGAUGAGAUCCUGCAGGAACAGGCUGAUACUAAAGGCAUGAGGCCUCGUCAACCCUGGGAGCUGUUCGCUGACCGCUCGGUGCGCUGGCAGCUCAUCACCGUCAUGAUCAUCAGCAGUGCAAUGCAGCUCUGUGGGAACGACUCGAUUUACUUCUACGCAUCGUAUGUUUUCAAAGAGGCUGGAAUAUCCGAUGACCAGAUCCAGUAUAUUACAAUUGGCACUGGUACAUGUGAGUUCACAGCAUGUAUUAUGUGUAACCUGCUGAUAGAACGUAAAGGCCGAAGGUUCAUGCUGAUGGGAGGAUUCAUCCUCAUGACUGUCUGGGCUGUCGUCUUUACAAUUGCUCUGUCGUUUGAGCACUAUGUAUCCUGGAUGCCGUACCUGAGCAUGGCCUGCAUCUUCACCUACAUUCUCAGCUUUGGCAUGGGACCAGCUGGAGUGACCGGCGUUCUGCCCACAGAGAUCUUCAAUCAGACCGCUCGGCCGGCGGCCUACAUGAUCGCCGGCUCCAUGAUGUGGAUCAACCUCUUCAUCAUUGGAAUGAUCUUUCCAUUUCUAGUGAGCGAGUUGAGCGAGUACUGCUUCGUGCCUUUCGGAGCAGUUUGCCUGUUGUCGGCUCUGUAUGUCGGCUUGUUUCUGCCUGAGACCAAGGGGAAGUCUCUGUCAGCCAUCACAAGUGAAUUCCACAAGCUCAACUUCAAAGGCGAGGACAAAAGGAAGGAAUCUCAGACACAAGCUCAGUAUCAGCUGGGUGAGGUGUGUCUCUCCACGGCCUUAUAGACAGACUUUUGUCACAUCUGCUGUCACCCUCACUUUAACCUGAUCUGCCUGAGCUGGAAGAAGUUGUGCGCAGUCCAACAGGAACGAGAGGAGACACAGGACGAAACAACAGUUGUUUGGAAUGAUUUUUUUAAUUACAGGAGGGUGAGCCUGAACACUUGUUGUCACCUUUGCUGGAAAAAAAUCCUGUGAGAACACAUUAAAGUAUAAAUGUUUUUCGGUGACACAUUACAAUACAGAUUGUGAUUUAUGGUAUAAUUUGUGGACAUUUUAAGAUUUGUAAAUGUGUAAUUCCACUGAAUAUACAGCAUUAUGUUGCUGUAUGAAUCAAUACAUAUAAAAUACUUUUAUCAAUUCCAACUGGUACUUAAAUGUAGGUACAGUGGAACAAGUGAGUAACAUUUGGGAAUUUUACAGGAAGUAAUAUAUGAAUUAUACUUUAAGUACUGGUCAAUGUAAAUUACACAGUUAAUUUCUGGAAAUAGGCUGUGUUAUUAAGUUCUAAUGUUUCUUGUUCAAUGGGACAAAGGACACAGUUGUCUGCCAUGUCACCAGAGGAGUCAAUACUGACUGUAACAAACUAUCAGAGGUUUGAGAGGUUUUUAUGUUUUUACUGCAGUAAAAAGUCUUCUAUACAAGCUUUCGCUUAAGGGAAACAACAAACUGUACUCAAAGUAUUAAAGUUAAAGUACUUGUUAGGCAGAAUGGUCCGUUUCAGAGACUUAUAUUAUUAUAAAUAUCCUGUUAUUGAAAUAUGCUGGUGUUUAACGCAUGAUCAUUUUAAUGUAACAGCUAUAUGAGGUGGAGCACAAUUUAAUGUCAUAGUUCAGUAUCAUUUUAAAAAAUGAUUAUAUGUUUUUUUUGCAAAUUCUUUAUCUGUAAAGUAUAGAAAUAGUAGCUGAAUGUAUCUGAGUAAAUUGUAAAAUAUUUUCAUGCUGUACAUAUUUGAAAUGUAGUGAAGCGUAAAAUACUGAGGAAUGAUAAAAGAACCUCAAGUGCAGUACUUGAGUAAAUGUAUUUAGUUAUUUUACGCCACUUUAAACAAUGCCCUCAGUGUUGCACCAUAAAGAAUGUAUUUAGAUAGAAAAACAGAGAUUAUUUGCACCAUAUUAAAUAUAAACUGAAUGCAUCAGAGUGCACAUGAAACUGAAAUCGACUGUUUCUACAUGAGUUGAAUAUGUAAAAAUGUUUCUGUUGAAUAUUGCUGUCACUCUUUUCUGUUUUAAUGAUCAGACUCUUAGCCAAUAAAAACAAUAUAAUAUCAACAUAGCUUUUCAUAGUUAAAUGUGCAGCAAGCAACUGUAGUCCCGUUACCCGGUGGUUAGAUACCGACACUCUCGGACUAAACCACCCGUCUUUCUCCUGCUCCCGCUGCUGCUCCUUUAACUUUCAAUGACAUCAUUACAAAAGGUGCCUUUUAAACAUGAUGCAGUAAUAAAAGUCAUGUCAAAUAAAUGUUUUCUAGUGUCCAAAGAAGAAGUGGAAAGUUGUUAUUUUGUUUAGCCACUGUUGGUUUGGUGACCAUCACACACACUCACUCUCACUAACAUUAAUCUUAAAUCUAUCUACUGUAUCACUCAUAUAUUGGAGUUUAGGCAGGCUGAUACCUGUUAUCACCUGGUUGUUGGUAUUAUAGUUUUUCUGUAUGCCCUAAAAUGUGUUUUAUGUGAGCUGUUCACCUGUCAUUUCUUUGUCCACUGUUGGUCCAGCUUUGUAAAAUAAAGAUAC